This is a messenger RNA of Micropterus salmoides (largemouth bass), 3099 nucleotides long. RefSeq lists its product as uncharacterized. The coding region runs from base 607 to 2175 and encodes 522 amino acids. The record is from RefSeq and is a predicted model, not a curated record. NCBI's taxonomy places the organism in Eukaryota, Metazoa, Chordata, Actinopteri, Centrarchiformes, Centrarchidae. The transcript has 4 exons. Gene Ontology annotation, cellular component: nucleus.
CCUUAGUGACGUCAAUAACAAGCGACUGCCCUCGGUUUGUGUAUCGGCUGCUGAGCUAACAGCUGCGCCAAUUGUGUUUUGAUUUGGUUUUGCCUCCCAUGUGCAGUUAUCAUGAGCUCCGAAGGAGAUUUUCUGCCUGGAUGAUGCAUCUCGCUGUAAAACAGCUGGAUGUCUAGAUGUAGCUGCACUAGGUGUUUUUACACAGUGUAUAUAUGUUUUCAGUAACGUAUCAGUGUAAAUGGAAAUGAUAGAUAUGGAUUUAAGUGGCUGCAGCUAGCCAUAAAAGUCUCUGGACUUCAUGCUCCAAUCAGAAAGUAUGAUUGUAUCUCUCACUAAGCUGCAGCAUUGGCCUGAUUCAUUUGAACAAUAGUGUUAAAAAGAGUAUUCAAGGAUACUUAAACUCUAUAUUUCCUAUGAAAUCCCCCCAUAGUGUGUGUGGCAGCUCUGCCAAAAGCAGGUUCAGAAUUACCCGAUGCAGUAUACUGAAGAGUUAUAAUGUCUUCAGAUGUAGGUUCAGUUCUGCCUUGAACUUGUGUUAAUGGGGCAGCAGCUGCCAGUAUCAGAAUUGGCCCGCCAGUCAGUUCUGCUGUAAAUCAGGUCUGACCCAUGACUGAGUACUACGAGGAGGGGGGGCUGCUGUACGAGCAAUCACCUCCCAUGCACAUCAAAGUGGAGUCUCCGGAGGGACCCUUUGGAGGGGGAGCCUCAGAAAAUGGCUUCCCCAGGGAGGAUGAGGACUCGGAGGGCAGCUGUGACCAGAACAGUGGAUUACCUGGGGGACUCCCCUUCAACGUGGUAGUGGUGCAUCCGAACAUCAUGGCACCUGGCAUGUCCUCAGAAGACCUCUUGUCCAUUGAACAAAACAGAGCUAUGUCGGCUGCACUGGCUGCUGGUGGUGCAGGAAAAAGAAAGAGUCGUUUCAGUGGAGCAGAGCUGGAGGUGUUGGUGUCAGAAGUCACUCGGUGUGAAGGAGAGCUCUUUGGUCCCGCGGGGAGGCUUCGGCGGCGGGAGAGAGAGCGCAUCUGGGCGGGAAUCCUAGAGAGGGUCAACGCUGUGUCCAGAGUCCCACGUACCCUUCGAGAGGUGAAGAAGCGCUGGGACGACUUGAAGAGACGCAACGGAGGCAGGCUAGCGGAUGCUCGCCACCGCAGCUGUUACCUGCCAUCCAGCAGAGGGGCCUCGAUGCUCGGCCGUCCUUCCCAGACAAGCCCCAGGCUUCAACAAGCCAGGCAAAAGCAAAGCACCAGACCAAAACCCAGUUUCCCAUGCUUCCCUGACUCUGAUACAGGUGUUGGUGUGGAAGGAUCAGAAAGAGAUGGUUUGGAGAAGGAUGAGGACAAUCCUGAGCGUGACAGGGAUAUGGGAGAACCUGAUUGUGAAACGGUAGAGAACAGCAUGGAGGAUAAAUUAGGAUUAGGACUGGGUCUGGGCAUAGGACCGCCUCCUCCAUCAGAACGAUGGCUGCCUCCUUCCCCACUCUACAGUGCUCCUUUCCUCAAUGGCAGUCCUCAGCCCAGCAGUCCUCAGCCAUCACUUGGAGCACAGCAGGGUCCUCUUGAUGCCCCUCCGCGCAGCUCCUGGCUUGAAGACGAGCUACGAGGUUUAGGGGAAGCAGCAAUUCAACUGGGAAAUCGGGUAGAAAAGAGUCUGCGGGAGUUUGGCGAAGGCUUCAGACAGGACAUGAGAACACUUGUCGCUUCGCAAGAGGCAUUAGCAGUCAGUCUACAACAAAACAAUGUCCUCUUGCAAAGGCUGUUAGGAGUGCUUGAGGCCCAGCAACAACCACAGCCACAGCAACACCGUGUACAACAAGCACACCAAUCACAAACAUCUCAACAGCACUUACAGCCACAGCCAGCUCAGCAGUUACAACACAUAGAACCACAGCAGCAGCAACAACAGCGGAUUGAAGCACCACUGCAUACGCAGCUUCAACAUGCGCAGCAGCCACAUGUAGUACAACAACAGUCACAACAGAACCAAACACAAAUACAGCAGCAGCCACUGGUCACCCAGCAUUUAAACAAUCAGUCAGCUGUAGCGGUGGUACCUGCACCAUCGUCCCCUGACGUACACGGCACUUUCCCAUCUGAUCCACCCGCAGACACAAAUGGAAGCGUGCAGAGGCCACGGCGUGGAAGAGCUGUUGAUCACAGGCGCAGAAGACGGCGCUGAGGAGGAAGUACUUAGAAACUCAAAGUGCACAUCAUGCAUAUUUGUUGUUUCAAAAUGUGAUGCUCUUUUUCUAUUGAAAGUAUUUGUGUAAAUAAACAUGUAAAAGUUAUUUGGAGUUUUACGUCCCACUCCAAAUCAGUAAUCCAUCUUGCACUUCACUUUGUCUUCAGAGAGGAUAUACUAAAGUGGAUAAGAAAAGUUGAUACAUGAGAUGAUAGGGUGGCCUUAAUAAUGUUUCCUCAGACAUGCAUACAAAUUCUUGUGCUAAAACACUUGCUGAACAACAGUUGCUCUGUGGAGUGACAACUUCACUCAUGAAACAUUCAAUACCCAGACAGCAACACUCUGUAGGUGCUGAUGUUUAAUAUGCAUGUCACUGUACAUGCUUUGCAGCAGAGCUGCAGAUCCUCUUACUAGUUAAGUACUGUCUCAAUUAUCCUGAUACACUAACUACAUUGCCAACAAGUACUUGUAAUAUGCAGUUGUUACCAUAUAUUGUAGCUAUUGUAAUUACCUGCUAACGUAUGCUUGUGCUUUUUUAACAGCUUCAUGGUACAUACUUUUCCAGCUUUGGUUGGAUAAUAAAGUUAGACUGUGUUCUGUUCAGUGUGUUUUGAGAGACAAAUGUUUAAAGAAUUGCCAGUUAUUAGUGGUAUGAUAAACAAACAUCCUUGAGGCAUAAACAUAACAGUAGACUUUUAAUUCAUAUGUUUCUGGUGGAUUUCAAAAGCAUACACAAGUAUGUAGGGGCUAUUUAUUAUAAUCGUGCAUGCAGUAUGAUGGAUGUGUUUGUAAAUAGUUGCAAAGAAACAGCAUAUGGCCAUCAUCUACGUAGUUUUGCACAAGCUAUAUUUUGUAGAUAGCUACUGUUUGGAUGAAAUGUAACUACACUUUAAUAAAAGUCAGACAUGGACUGCAAAUAAA